This is a messenger RNA of Micropterus salmoides (largemouth bass), 3317 nucleotides long. RefSeq names its product kelch domain containing 7A (gene klhdc7a). The transcript has a single exon. NCBI's taxonomy places the organism in Eukaryota, Metazoa, Chordata, Actinopteri, Centrarchiformes, Centrarchidae. Gene Ontology annotation, molecular function: protein binding. The record is from RefSeq and is a predicted model, not a curated record. Bases 155 to 2455 code for a protein of 766 amino acids.
UAUCAUUUUACACUUGAUCCUUUGGGCAAAGAGGCGCAGUCAUCAGAUCAUGGCAGCUCUUUUACAAUGAAAACCAGGCAGCAUGCUACCGUCAGAUGAGACGCAUUGCCAGUAACAUUCAAUAGGAUCAGUCAACCAGUUGUCGCCACCAGCUAUGCCCAUUGCAGAGCUUUUGGGAGUCCAGCUCGACAUGCAGCUGCUGUUGAAACUGGGUCUCUCUGUGGCCGCAGUGCUGCUGGUUUCUUGGGCCUACAGGUUCUACAGCUCCAGGGACGAGAAGAAAAUUCAGAUCUCUGUGUAUGACGACAAAGAGCCAGAAAAUGCAACCUGCAAAAACUGCAAGACGACACUACAAUGUCGAAGCUCACCAAAACAUGGCACCGAUGAUGGGGGCAAGCGACCCAGACCCUUGCACAUAGACUCAGCCAAUAAUGACCUGACAUCUGACAGCAACAAGGAAACGCCCGCAGAAGCUUGUCCACACCAAGCUAAAAAGAGUGAGGAUGAAUUUAGUAUGUCAUAUGGUGACCAAGAUAUCAGCAUAAAAGGCAAGAUACUCACUCAUCACAAGCAGGCAGAGGUUGCCACCAGUAAUAUUUCAUUUGGAUCUGCUUUGAACCUUCCUCAACCAACAGAGAGUGGGAUGGCCAGUACAACGGGGCGCCGCUCCCCUUGCUUUUUGCAGAAGCUGGAGGGCAGUGUGGGUGUGGGCAGGGAGUUAAGGCAGAACUUGGAGCGUCAGGGAGCCUACUCCAGCUUCCUCUCCAAGGCAGAGAUCAAAGUGGAGGAUGCUAACGUGGUGCUGGAAGGAACAGGAGACCAGAUUGUGCGCGGAAAGAUAUAUGAUUAUUAUGUUGAGUCUUCCUCUCAUUCUAUUACAGACUCAAAUACUGUGCUGGGUCAUUUUGAGAGGAACUCUGAUUCACAGCCAGUGGAGUAUAAAAGUCGUGGCAGCGGCCUCACAGAAUCUCCUUCCUCUGUGAGCCCCAUCAUUAUACGUGAUCUUGUUUUACCACAAAGCACUGUUGAGGAUCCCUCGUCGCUCAGAUGCCUUAAGCUGAGGCACCCUGCUAGGCCUGUACUCCUACGCAAGGAGAGCUAUCUGUCUGCAGCCGAGCAGUCUGACUUUCCCAUUCCCUUUCUAACAUCAAGAGUCUCAACUCCAAUGACUCACUCUCUGGCAUCAACCAGCGAUGAGUCCAUCUCUGUUCACCCUAUGAUCUGUGUCUCUACAGACAGCAAGGGCCUUAAUGUAAGGGAGGGGGCAGAUCUAGAGACAGUAGCAGGGGCACCAUUUUUACACCUUCCAGCAAAAACUCUUGAGGGCACAGAUUUGGAAAGCUUGAAGAGUAAACUUGAUCUGGGUAACUGUUUGGAGAUGCUUUGCCUGGCCAAGAAACAUGGCCAGGCCUCUAUGCAGCAAGCAGCCCUGCGAGUCAUGUCGGACAACUACCUCCAGGUGCUCAGGGACCCCAACCUUUAUGGUAGGCUAAUGGCUGGUGAGCGGGAACAAAUCCAGAAGCAGAGAAUGAGAGGGAGAAGGUUUGUCAUGGUGGCAGAUAUGGACCCUCAAGACUGGGCAAGGAACACAGGACUGCAGAUAGCAGAGACAAAGCAUACGAGGACAUCCAGUUCAGUGUACUAUUAUGAUGACAACAAAGAUGCCUGGCAUACACUCUGCCUGUUCCCACAGGAGGUCAUCUCUAAAGCCUGUGCCAUGUGCACAAUGGAUAACUACUUAUUUGUGGCAGUGGGCUGCCAAGACACAGACAGAGAAAUGACACCCUCAAAGCGAGUGUUUUGCUACAAUCCUUUGACAUCCAUUUGGAAGGAGAUCAGUCCUAUGAAUGAAGCCAGGCCCCGCUGCAAACUGGCAGCUCUGGAGGGCUACAUCUAUGCCAUCGGAGGGGAGUGCCUCUCAUCAGUGGAGCGCUACGACCCACGAUUGGACAGAUGGACAUUUGUGGCUCCACUGCCUAAUGAUACAUUUGCUGUGGCACAUCACGUCACAGUGUGCAAUGGAGAGCUUUUUGUUUCUGGGGGAACUCUUAGAUAUAUGCUACUGCGUUACAGCCCCAAAACCAACACCUGGAGGUCAAGUGUGUUAGUAGGCAGCAAAGACAGAACAGUAGAUAUGGUAGCUGUGGGAAGAUUUUUGUAUCGGUUUGAUGUUAAUCCACUUCUGGGUGUCAGUGUAUACCGUUACCAUACAGUGGCUCGACUGUGGUAUGAGUGCAGCUCCAAACGGCUUCAGCACUGCUCUGCCUUCCAGUGUGUCACAAUGGAUGACAAAAUCUACUGUGUCAGCCGCCAGUUCACCAUGAGGCUUGAGGCUGAUGAGAUCUCUCCUGCUUUCAUAGAUGAGAAUUUGAGUGUCCUCUCUGCAGCAAAGGGCAUACUUUUCCCCUUUGUCCUUUCACUCCCUGAAAAGAAGCCUCAGCAGACCAGUGUGUAACAAGGACUAAGUUUUCCAUUGAUGAUAAGAUUAGGUGGUGAUAGAGUAAACCUCUAACAGCAUGCUUAACAUCGAGUUUCUUGUUGACUGACUUUCUUUACCCAGGUUUAUGAUCAGCCCAGCCAAUCCCCAAAUGCUAAUGCAAAAUUGUAACCAUUGCGUUGUCAUUUCUUUAAGGUAAAGGUACUAAAAUUACCUUCCCACAAAUCCACAGAGCUCCUUUAUUUUCUUGGAUUGGAUUUUGCACAAUGAAAUGUGUGUUUCUUAUGUUUCGUUCCCUGGCAGAUGUAAAGUAUUAGCCCCUUAAUGGUAGUCAAACUACUAUUUGCUUAGAUUUACGCAGGAUGCACUGCCAUGUAAAUUGUUUGCUUCUUUGAUUUGCCACUCCUUCCAGCCAUUAAAUUAGUUUUAUAUCAUCCCAGAUGCUUAACCUCUUUAGCUAUAAAUAUAAUUCAUAAAGAAGUUUCAGAGUAGAUGAAUUAAUUCAACUCUAACAUAUUGUAGAGAUUGGGUAGAAUAGUGAUAAUCUAUCACUAUGCUCCACUGUGUAGGGCACAAAUAUAAUUUACACAGUGGCCUGGAUACAAUGCAAUUAUCUACAGUUGCUCUUUAAAUCUGACAGGAUAUAAAUGUGUUUGUCAUACAAUAUAAAUAGGUAAGCUUCUAAAACCAUUUGUCACUACUGUUGAAACUCUUUCAACACUCAGACUUGCAGUUAUUUUGGUUAUUUUAGUCACUCUUCUUUGGUGGCCAGAGAGAAGUGUAUUUGUUUUACUCUUGACUGAGCAGAUUAUUUGUUCAUGGCACCAACUAAAUGUCUUUGUUUUGUAAUGUAUUGUUUAAUAAACAUAAAAGAAAUAUA